Molecule: messenger RNA, 618 nt
Organism: Drosophila ananassae
Lineage: Eukaryota; Metazoa; Arthropoda; Insecta; Diptera; Drosophilidae
Exons: 2
Coding region: 1-618 (205 amino acids)
Cellular component (GO): nucleus
Molecular function (GO): zinc ion binding
Source: RefSeq, a predicted model, not a curated record
AUGUGCCGAGUUUGUCGUGCAGAGUCCGACUGCCAGGUGGAUAUCUUCGCACCAAGUGCGAAGACCGCCCUGCUGCCUGAACAUAAGCCAGAGCCAUGUUUGGCCCAAAUGCUGAUGCUGUGCAGCGGCUGCGAAGUGACCCGCUCGGACGGCAUGCCGCAGUUCGUGUGCCUGGAUUGCGCGGCGGCUACGAGGAACGCCCACCGGUUGAGGCGCCAAUACCAGGACAGCCACAUGUACUUCACCGAGGCGCUACGCAUACAAAAAGAUUUCGAUAUUGCCAUGAAAGAUUUUGACGAUUUUAAUUGGAAAUUAGAAGAUAAAAAUGAAAUGAUUCCAAAACAAGAGGUGGAAGAUCCUGAUCCAGAGGAUCUAGACUCACCCUACGCCGGUUCUCCAGAGGCCACAAGCGGCUUCGAGUCUUCUAGUGUAUCUAAUCCCGAAUACUCGAUUAGAACAUCCCACUCCGACGAUUCCCGUCGUUCUCAAACAAGUGCACUCCGCAAAAGCAAAACUCCAAGAGAUGAUCAAAAACAGUUCGCCAAAAAGAAGCAACUGACUCUCACCCAGAAAGAAGUCAAAGAAAAGCGGCCACAAAUGUACCAAUCCUUCCCCUAA